AUGAAUAGGAAAAUCGAAUCGAAGGGAGUACUCGCGAAGUGGGGCACGGCAGGUAUGGUCGCGGCAUCUAGGGUGAACCCAGAGCCGAAGGAGGGAACCUACAGGGAAAGACAGCGAGGCGGGAUGCUGCAAGCGUUGUCCGCGCCGCACAACGACAUGGAGCGCCAAACGGAUCCAACCAGCCGGGGACGCCAAUGGGCGGGCAUCAGGGGGAACGCUGGAAUGCCAACCAAGGGAAGCAGGCCAGCUUGUAAGCCGAUACCACCAGCAGGAGAGACCGGCAUGACGCACCCUACACGACACCGAAACACGCUGGGUGCUGGCCAGAGCACCCUUAACGUAGACCUCCCCCCUAGUGGCUAUAACGGAUUUGUAGUAGGCGCGGACUUCAGGAGCAAUGGCAGGGCAUUCCUGGACAAAGUGAAAGCGGAUUUCAGGAAUAUGCGCGCGUUUCCAGUGCCGACGGCAGCCCUUGUAGGUUGCAGAGCAGUUCUUGCUCUUGUCAUAAGGUCAUCUCUCAACAUGUUUCCAAACGUCGGUAGCACGCCUCCCUCCCUUCUUUUGAGCUGA
Molecule: messenger RNA, 570 nt
Organism: Volvox carteri f. nagariensis
Lineage: Eukaryota; Viridiplantae; Chlorophyta; Chlorophyceae; Chlamydomonadales; Volvocaceae
Exons: 2
Coding region: 1-570 (189 amino acids)
Source: RefSeq, a predicted model, not a curated record